Messenger RNA from Aptenodytes forsteri (emperor penguin), 2042 nucleotides. RefSeq names its product FAM20C, golgi associated secretory pathway kinase (gene FAM20C). Gene Ontology annotation, biological process: protein phosphorylation. NCBI's taxonomy places the organism in Eukaryota, Metazoa, Chordata, Aves, Sphenisciformes, Spheniscidae. The transcript has 9 exons. Gene Ontology annotation, molecular function: protein serine/threonine kinase activity. The record is from RefSeq and is a predicted model, not a curated record. The annotation marks the transcript as partial. Gene Ontology annotation, cellular component: Golgi apparatus.
AGGCAAAACGAAGAUAAUGAAGAAUUUUUGCCAACUGGAGAAACCUCCAUAGACUCCUACCCAAACUGGUUAAAAUUCCACAUUGGCAUUAAUCGGUACGAGUUGUAUUCCAGACAUAAUCCUGCAAUUGAGGCUUUACUACAAGACCUGGUCUCCCAAAAGAUAACCAGUGUUGCGAUGAAAUCAGGAGGCACCCAGCUGAAGCUGAUCAUGACGUUCCAGAACUAUGGACAAGCAUUGUUCAAACCAAUGAAACAAACCAGAGAACAAGAAACCCCGCCUGACUUUUUUUAUUUCUCAGACUAUGAAAGACAUAAUGCAGAAAUAGCAGCAUUUCAUUUGGACAGGAUCCUGGAUUUCCGUCGUGUGCCACCAGUUGCAGGUAGAUUGGUUAACAUGACGAGAGAAAUACGAGAUGUUACUCGUGACAAGAAACUGUGGAGAACGUUUUUCAUCUCACCAGCCAACAACAUCUGCUUCUACGGGGAAUGCUCCUACUACUGCUCAACUGAGCACGCCUUGUGUGGAAAACCAGAUCAGAUCGAAGGGUCUCUGGCUGCUUUCCUACCCGAUUUGUCUUUAGCUAAAAGGAAAACCUGGAGAAACCCUUGGAGACGUUCCUACCACAAGCGCAAGAAAGCAGAAUGGGAAGUUGAUCCAGAUUAUUGUGAAGAGGUUAAACAAACGCCCCCGUAUGACAGUGGGACCAGAAUUCUGGAUAUAAUGGAUAUGACAGUUUUUGAUUUCCUAAUGGGUAACAUGGAUCGACAUCACUACGAAACCUUUGAGAAGUUUGGAAAUGAAACAUUUAUUAUCCACUUAGAUAAUGGAAGAGGGUUUGGAAAAUAUUCCCAUGACGAACUUUCCAUAUUGGUGCCUUUAAACCAGUGCUGCAGAAUAAGGAAGUCUACCUAUCUGCGAUUACAGUUGUUAGCCAAGGAGGAAUACAAACUCAGUCUCUUGAUGAAGGAAUCUUUACUAAAAGAUAAAAUAGCUCCCAUUCUCUACCAGCCUCACUUGGAGGCGAUGGACAGGCGGCUGCGGAUUGUCCUCAAGGCUGUUAGUGACUGUAUAGAAAAGGAUGGUUAUGACAAUGUGGUUGAAAAUGACUUUAACACUGAUGUUAACACUGUUACGACCGAGAGGUAGUGAAAUCGCAAGACUACGUUUUUACCAGCCAAGUAAAGAAGAUUCAAAGAGGAAAAGAAAAAAAAAAAAAGUCUUGCAAAAGACUGUAUGUGCCACUUUGUGAAUUCAGUGAAUUCAGAAAUGAGAUAUAAUUGUUCCCAAAGUAGGUAAAGUGUAGACUCUGCAAAGGCUUAGUUCAUUAAGAAAAAUAAGUCUAAUGUGAUGCUUUUCAUUAGUUCCUAAAGAGAGAUUAUGAAAAGAUUCAGAAAAUACUCAGAUCAUUGACAGACAACAGUCUGAUAGCAAAACACCUCCUGUCCUUUUUGUAUAGAAAGGAGGCCUUUACUUAAUAUUUUGUAUUUAUAUAUGGUAUAUCUAUGAAACCCCAGACCUACCUACCAAAUUGAACUAAGAGGGCAUAGUUUUGUGACUCACACUUUAUUUGUGGUGACAGUCCACUUAGUAUUUUGUGUUAACCCUUUAAGUGCUCUAAUCCACUGUAUCUUAUUUAAAUUGAAUGCUUUUUUUCCCCAGCUACUCGGCAUUUAAAGGGUUAAGGCAUUUUGAACUUUUAAAGGCAAAAAAUCAUAAUUAUUAAAAUAAUAAUAAAUACAGUGGAUAACGGAAGAGAAUUUCACUAGUUGUGCGUUGACAGGAAUACUUGAAUGUUGGUUUUACAAAGUGAUGUAAAAUGACAAGUUGUACUAUUUGUCCAUAAGAAGGUGGCAGCUCUUAUCUUUCUAGACUAUCAUAGCCGAGCUGCUACUUUUCAACUUUGCUUUUGAUAGUUUUGUGUAAAUAUAUACAUAUAUGGGUAAAAAGCUGCUUUCAGCAGCUCUAGGCUUACUUUUGCAGCAUUUUUGUGGAAUUGUUUGCAACGUGGUAAAAGUGCAAUAAAGAUAUGGCAAAAUGUG